ACGGAAUCAUUCUAGGGCUUCCAAAGUCAUGUUUUGGUGUCUCUCUCUGUAUUAAAAAGUAUGCAGGUUUGAAAACAAUCGUUUUCCGAUUACCAGAGAUUAUCAAGUUAAUUGAAAAAAAUAAGAAAAUGUGGAAAAAUCUGUCCAUGUUUGGUGGAGAUGAAGAAGAACACGAAGAAAAUUUAUUAGGUGAUGAAUCUGAUAGUCCAUGUUCAUCACUCUCACAAUUACAGAGAAUUUAUGGGUUCGCUGCAUCUUUGCUUGCUGGUCUCGUUUUUAUGCUUCUGUCAAUGAUUGUUAUCAUCAGACCUAUAAAGUUUGCACUCUUGUUCACCUUCGGCAAUAUACUAGCUGUUGGAAGCACAGCCUUCCUUAUUGGACCUGCACAACAACUAAGAAUGAUGUUUGAUCCUGUCCGUGUUUGUGCGACAGCAAUUUACAUUGGAAGUGUUAUUCUUGCUCUCAUCUUUGCUCUCGGGAUCCAUAGCAAGAUCUUAACAGCGGUAGCCAUCAUAACUGAAAUGUGUGCCCUUAUAUGGUACGGUUUAAGCUACAUUCCCUUUGCAAGGAGAAUGGUCUCUGAGUUGCUUAUCAGGUUUUGCGACACUGAGAUGUAAACAAAUGGUUUCAGCUACAUCUAUGAUGAUGGUUCUAGGAGUUUGGGUUUUCAGAAAUCUGGUAGAUAUUUCUUUGAUCAUUCUUGCAGCUUGCUCAUUAUUUUCGUUGCGGCGAGAGUUUGUGAUUAAUGUUUGUUGAGCCUUGUUGUGCUUCAAGUGUAUCAUGAGAUGCUCGUUUCACAUUUUGUGAAUGUUGAUUGGACAAUAUACACAUAUACUUUGUUGAAAUUUUAUUUGAUUGCAUCUUACUGUUUCGUCCC
This is a messenger RNA of Papaver somniferum (opium poppy), 877 nucleotides long. RefSeq names its product vesicle transport protein SFT2B-like. Gene Ontology annotation, cellular component: membrane. Gene Ontology annotation, biological process: vesicle-mediated transport. NCBI's taxonomy places the organism in Eukaryota, Viridiplantae, Streptophyta, Magnoliopsida, Ranunculales, Papaveraceae. The transcript has 6 exons. The coding region runs from base 129 to 617 and encodes 162 amino acids. The record is from RefSeq and is a predicted model, not a curated record.